CUCCUGGCGCUGUGCGCCGCGCGCGUGGACGGGUCCAAAUGCAAGUGCUCCCGGAAGGGGCCCAAGAUCCGCUACAGCGACGUGAAGAAGCUGGAAAUGAAGCCAAAGUACCCGCACUGCGAGGAGAAGAUGGUUAUCAUCACCACCAAGAGCAUGUCCAGGUACCGUGGUCAGGAGCACUGCCUGCACCCCAAGCUGCAGAGCACCAAGCGCUUCAUCAAGUGGUACAACGCCUGGAACGAGAAGCGCAGGGUCUACGAAGAAUAGGGCGAAAAACCUCUGAUAAGAAAAUUCCAGACCGGUUGGGAGACUUGAGCAAAGGACUUUGCAGAUUUAAACAAAAAAACAAAAGAAAACUUUUCUUUCUCACAGGCAUAAGACACAGAUUAUAUAUUGUUAUGAAGCACUUUUUACCAAGGGUCAGUUUUUACAUUUUAUAGCUGUGUGCAAAAGGCUUCCAGAUGUGAGACCCAUCUCUUCUGCACUCCAGACUUCAUCACAGGCUGCUUUUUUACCAAAAGGGGGGAAACUCAUGCCUUUCCUUUUCAGAAAAUGCUUUUUUGUAUCUGUCCAUAUGUCACUACACAUCUGAGCUUUGUAAGCGCUCAGGACGAGCAGUGAGCUUGGUGGAGACAUUUCCGUGCAGUGCCGCUCCAUUCCCAGCUCGGGAAGCUUCCGCUCAGCCGUCCCUGGGCCUCGGCACAGCUGCCACAGGCUCUCCUGGGCUUACGGUAGGUCACAGCCUCAGUGUGACUCCACAGUGGCCCCUGUCGCCGGGCAAGCAGCAGCAGGUCUCUCUGCAUCUGUUCUUUGAGCAACUCAAGUCCAGUUGCCAGAGAAAUGUGCUUCAUUCCCCUCUGGUUAAUUUUUACAUAUGCUAGGAACCAAUUCCAAGAUCCUGUGAUGGCGAGGCCAGUGAUCCUUAAAGAAGGUGGUGGGUCUUUUCUCCAAGUUGAGGGUUUCUGAAAGCUUCCCUGCUUCGAUAUUUAAUGCUUUGGAAGCGUGUGAGUUUCCCAACAGUGUCAGCAAAAACCUUAGGAGAAAAACUUAGAAAUACACAAAAACAUACACAGCUACAGGCGCACAUUCUGUCGACAUGGGAAAACCUUCAAAGCAUGUUCC
Messenger RNA from Galeopterus variegatus (Sunda flying lemur), 1122 nucleotides. RefSeq names its product chemokine (C-X-C motif) ligand 14 (gene CXCL14). Gene Ontology annotation, biological process: cell chemotaxis; antimicrobial humoral immune response mediated by antimicrobial peptide. Gene Ontology annotation, molecular function: chemokine activity. The annotation marks the transcript as partial. The transcript has 4 exons. NCBI's taxonomy places the organism in Eukaryota, Metazoa, Chordata, Mammalia, Dermoptera, Cynocephalidae. Gene Ontology annotation, cellular component: extracellular region. The record is from RefSeq and is a predicted model, not a curated record.